CCGCAGGAAGGCUCCGGGCCCCCCGCGCCCGCUCGCUGCCUCGCCAGCCGCAGCCUCCUCUAACGAUCGGUUCGCGUCCGUCCCCUUCACCGAGUUUCAUUCAUCCGAGGACGGUUGGCGCAGUUGCAGGCCCGAGGCACAUGGUAGUGAGGGAGGCGGACCAGGAGCUGCCUGAAGUCUGACAGGGACCCACGCGGUGGGCCCCGGCCCGAUAAAUGCAAGGAGUGGAGUAGCGUGCGGGUGCGGAGUUCCCAGGAAGAAGUGUCGCUUGAGCAGAAACUUUAACAAACAGGAGGAAUAGGAGAGGUGGCAAGUUCAAAAGCCCUUUCUCAAGAGAGGGUUUUGUGCUUUGGAGUGAAGGAAAGAAAGGCAGCAGGGGUAGAGUGUAGAAAACAGGAGAAUGAGCUCCAUGUGAUGAGGUAGGGAGGGCGUCUGUGUCCUCCAGGCCUUUGUGGCCAAGGUCCAUCGCCAUCGUUGCAGGCCACCAUCUGUUGCACGUUCUAGACACCCUGUCAGUGUUCGUGGAAUGAGUAUGUGAAGGUUAGCAAGGUACCCAUUGAUACUGGACUUCUUCACCUGAUAACCUUUCAAUAGCCCUUGGCCACGUGGGGGCCAAGUCAUUCAGUCGAUUGACUUAUUGGGCAUCUGCUCCAGACACUGAACUGGUCCUCAACAGCACAAAGCAAAGAGACUGGACUAGCCCCGUGCUGUCAGGCUUGGGUUGAAGCUUGAUUCUGCCAUUGACUAAUAAGGAUGUUGGUCAAGGUUCUCCAAUACAACUCAUGAGGGUUUCAAUGUCACCCUCCAUACCACCUUGGGUGUCACGACCAAACUGGUGCUCCCGACCCCUGCCAAGCCCAUCCUCCCUGUGCAGACGGGCGAGCAGGCCCAGCAGGAGGAGCAGUCAAGUGGCAUGACCAUUUUCUUCAGCCUCCUUGUCUUAGCUAUCUGCAUCAUAUUGGUGCAUUUACUGAUCCGAUACAGAUUGCAUUUCUUACCAGAGAGCGUUGCUGUUGUUUCUCUAGGUAUCCUCAUGGGAGCAGUUAUAAAAAUUAUAGAGUUUAAAAAACUGGCAAAUUGGAAGGAAGAAGAAAUGUUUCGACCUAAUAUGUUUUUCCUCCUCCUGCUGCCGCCUAUCAUCUUUGAGUCUGGAUACUCCUUGCACAAGGGUAACUUCUUUCAGAAUAUUGGUUCCAUCACUCUGUUUGCUGUUUUUGGUACAGCGAUCUCUGCUUUCGUAGUAGGUGGAGGAAUCUAUUUUCUGGGUCAGGCUGACGUCAUCUCUAAACUCAACAUGACAGACAGUUUCGCAUUUGGCUCCCUAAUAUCUGCUGUUGACCCCGUGGCCACUAUUGCUAUUUUCAAUGCUCUGCAUGUGGACCCCGUGCUCAACAUGCUGGUGUUUGGAGAAAGUAUUCUCAACGAUGCCGUCUCCAUUGUCUUGACCAACACAGCUGAAGGUUUAACAAGAAAGAAUACGUCAGAUGUCAGUGGGUGGCAAACAUUUUUACAAGCCCUUGGCUACUUCCUCAAAAUGUUCUUUGGCUCUGCGGCACUCGGCACCCUCACUGGCUUGAUUUCUGCAUUAGUGCUAAAGCAUAUUGACUUGAGGAAAACGCCUUCCUUGGAGUUUGGCAUGAUGAUCAUUUUUGCCUAUCUGCCUUAUGGGCUUGCAGAAGGAAUCUCACUCUCAGGCAUCAUGGCCAUCCUGUUCUCGGGCAUCGUGAUGUCACACUACACGCACCAUAACCUCUCCCCGGUCACCCAGAUCCUCAUGCAGCAAACCCUCCGGACCGUGGCCUUCUUGUGCGAAACAUGUGUGUUUGCAUUUCUUGGCCUGUCCAUUUUUAGUUUCCCUCACAAGUUUGAAAUUUCCUUUGUCAUCUGGUGCAUAGUGCUCGUGCUGUUCGGCAGAGCCGUCAACAUUUUCCCGCUUUCCUACCUCCUGAACUUCUUCCGCGAUCACAAGAUCACCCCGAAGAUGAUGUUCAUCAUGUGGUUUAGCGGCCUGCGGGGGGCCAUCCCUUACGCCCUGAGCCUGCACCUGGACCUGGAGCCCAUGGAGAAGCGGCAGCUGAUCGGCACCACCACCAUCGUCAUCGUGCUCUUCACCAUCCUGCUGCUGGGCGGCAGCACCAUGCCCCUCAUCCGCCUCAUGGACAUCGAGGAUGCCAAGGCACGCCGCAGGAGCAAGAAGGACGUCAACCUCAGCAAGACGGAGAAGAUGGGCAACACCAUCGAGUCCGAGCACCUAUCGGAGCUCACCGAGGAGGAGUACGAGGCCCACUACAUCCGGCGGCAGGACCUCAAGGGCUUCAUGUGGCUGGACGCCAAGUACCUGAACCCCUUCUUCACACGGAGGCUGACACAAGAGGACCUCCAUCAUGGGCGCAUCCAGAUGAAGAGCCUCACCAAUAAGUGGUAUGAGGAGGUGCGCCAGGGCCCGUCGGGCUCUGAGGACGACGAGCAGGAGCUGUUCUGACCCUUCUGGCAGACAGGGCCCAGGCGGGCCUUGCCACCCACAGACACCGAGCGUGGCCCUGGAAGUAUUUGCACUUGGCAGCCUCUUCAGGGUGUCAGAAGGAGAGUGACGCGUGGCUGCGGAAUCUUCUUAGCCCGCAGUUUUCCAGGCCUUUGGAAACUCUCAUCUCCCCACUCCUCACUGAGCAGGGCCUCCAUAGAGUGGAGUGGCCUCUGUCAUGGGUAGUGCCCCCUCCUGCUUUGGCAGCCCCUGUGCAGCCCCUAAGAGAGCGGUUCGGCCUGGACAGGGAAGCUCGAGCCAGGGCCUGCAGGGAGCGCUGAGCCUGGAGCCUGGGGGUCAGGGUCUAACCCUCGUGCAGGCUUGGAAAGCCAGAAACCUCAACCCCCUGAGAAGGAAAAGCUGAGCGACCCUUUUUCUUUACCUCUGAUUGGCACCUCACCGCCUGUCUUCCCGGGGCAGGCAGCUGCUGCCCUGCUCGGGGCGUAUCGUGAAUGUUUACACUGGUGCCCACCUUGAGGCUGGGCCCUUCUUAGAGCCUGGUUGAAAGCUGCAGCCCUGGGUCUCAGGCUGGGGCAUUGGGCUCUUUUGUGGGGUCAGAGCGCCCCCUAGAGAGAAGCUGGAAAAUGGUGUCUGCGGCCAGCCAUGGCUGCCUUGAUUCUGUUUCAGUUCAUGCACUUUUACCAAGUCCAGGAGUCUGGUAGCCUCCUGCCUCGGCCGGCAUCCCAUCUCCCUCGCUGGGUCCUGCUGCUCCGUUGUUCUCGGUCAUCCAGCCGAGGUCCUUUGCCAGCUGUAUGUCCACCUGCCAUUACCUGCUGCCACCUUCACUGCUGUGUAGGGUUCUAUUCUCUUCAGUUCCCUACCAUCUUGGUUUCUGUCCGUCUCCCGUGCUGGGGUGCCAGCUCCCCACCCAGAGGUACCAUCUCGGGCCCUGCCUCCCCUGCCGCCUCAAGCUGCCAGUCGUUUCCGUGUGACCCACACCCCGUUCCCACCCACCUUUCGUGUAACUGCUCCACUACGCCCAUCCACAGGCGUGGACAGCGUUCCCCUAUGGCUCUGGGUCCCAGCUGGAGUCGAGAGCAGAACCCUCAGGUGAUUCAGUUCAUCACGGGCAUGUCCUUGGCUCUCAGUGGGACACUGUGGGCCCACAGUCUGUAUGGGCCAGCAUGCCUUGGAGUGGUAGAAGGUGUAUUUCUCUGUCUUGUGCCCCAGGCAGGGUGACUCUGGAAUCAGGAAGGACCGACCGCAGACCCCCUAGGAUUCUUUUUUUUUUUUUUUUUUUUGAAUUUUUUAAUAUUUAUUUUUUAGUUUUCGGUGGACACAACAUCUUUGUUUGUAUGUGGUACUGAGGAUCGAACCUGGGCCGCACGCAUGCCAGGCGAGCGUGCUACCGCUUGAGCCACAUCCCCAGCCCCCCCCCUAGGAUUCUUGCCAGGCCCAGCCCUCACUGCUCACCUUGCCCAGAACUUGUCGCCGUCAGGCAGGAAGCCGCGCUUGCUUUUAUGCAUGAGAAGUGAGUUUGUGCUUGAUAGAGCUACAGCGUGGUCUUUUCCUUCCUAGAGUCCCACACCUUGACCCCAUAGUUCAAGCCAUCCCAUUGCCUUGCAUAAUUUUGUUUUCCACCAUUUCUUUGCUGUGGAAGAAGAGGUCAGAGAAGAAGGGGACCUUCGCCCUUGCUUGAGAAUAGGCAGGGAGCUGAGACCAGAUUGAUCUCUUAGCCCAGCUCAGAGCUAAUUUUUCUCCCCUGAAAUCCAGGGUCUGAUAUCAGAGAUGAAGGUUGUUUGGUUGUUUUGCAAGCUCAGUAACUUGCCAAGAUUUUCUUUUUUUAAUCUUAAUUUAUAGAUGAAGCAAUGAGACAGAAGGAGUCUUCUCAGUUCAGACUAUUGUCAUCAGGUCCAGUGGCCCAGCCACAUCAUGCCUUGUCCUCCCACUUUUUGCUGAGACCUGAGAAUGUCAUGGUGGGGAGCAUCUGUGGGGUUUGGUAGAAAGGCCACCAGGCUUUGCUGGUGGGGAGGGUGAGACCUUUCCUGGGCGCUACCAGCACUAGCCUGGGUCUCCUGUGAGUCUCCUCUGCCCCCUGCUGGUAAGUGAGGGUUUAGCAGCCUGGAAGGGCAACCCGAGAGGUGAGGGUGACCGGCUUCGAUUUGUAGUAAGCAGAAGGCCCUGCAGGUGUGUUUUUCAGGUGGAGUAUCACUUCAGGCGGGAAAUAAACGUAGAAGAUAUAAAAGGAUCCAGUUUUGCUAUACCUUCCCGCCUGCUUCAGAUCUAGCCAAGAGACAGGACAGCUGUGGCUCAGAAGGUAUUGCUUUAGAGUGAGGUAAGAGCCAUGAGUGCCCCUGGGAAUGCUGGCCCUGUAGCCAGUAAACCAAGAUGUGCCACAGCAGGCCUGUGCCCCCGACACCCCACUUCCUGGGAUAAAUCGUACACUCAGUGCCACCUGUGGUUGUAGGACCUCUUGGAACAACCACACCCUGCAACUUGAGAUUGGAGUCCUCAGGAGCUUUUCCUGAGUCCCCAGAGGUCAAGUCAGCUGUGGGCUGGACCAGGCUGGGGACGGCUCAGCCCAUUGGUGCCCAGCCUCUCAGCCCAGGAGCAGAGCCGAAGCCCUCCAGUCCUCAGCCCAAGCCACCGGCCCUCUCACAAUGGGGCUGUAGCAGGGCCCUGCCUGGCCCAGAACGUGGCAGCCGCAGUCAGUGCAGACGUCCUCUUUUGCCGUAUAUGCCUUUGUGUGCGGUGGAUGCCAAGACGGGCAAGUGGGGGCCUCCUUGACACUGGCCAGAUAUCCCUAUCCCUCAGCAAGACCUGGCCUCCUGAGUCUUGGUCCCUGUUUCCAUGGACCCACACCCUGGCAGAGCUCUCAGCAGGGUAGCUGUUACCAGGACCUCACUAGCUUCGCAGUCCAGGGACUGGCAAAGCCCAGGUAGAGAGUUGCCCCUGAUUCCAGCUGGAGGAUCUCACAGCUCUCUGCUGUAGGGUAGGAUUUUAAAAUACAAAAUAGGGUCCCCUCCCCAUUCCCUCCAAAAUGCAGCCAUGUGUUUCCCCUGCUGGUUGGAGCGUCAGAAGCUGAAUCUGAGAUGUUCCCAACACUGCAGCCAGAGUCAUUAGGGUGUCCUCCCAGGACCCCACCUCCAGGGCCCAGGCCUAAGUACAGGCUCCCAGAGAAUAAGGAGCUAGCUCCUUGCCGGUUCCUGCCGUUUCUCAAAUGCAUAUUCAUGGGCCACAAAGGAAGGACUUUCUAACAUGGCCUGCCCCAUCCCAUUUCCCCACCAUCCCAGGGCCCUUACCCACGGUGUGGACUCUCAGCUCUGCAGGCAAGAGGCUGCUGGGAGCCCCUCGGGGCUGUGGGACUGGAAGGAAAAAAUGUGUUUGGUGGCCAGAGGAAAGAAGCCACUUGCACAUGACAAGGGAGGGAUGGUUGGGAGGCCCCAGCUUCCACCAGAGGCUCCAGUGCCCUCCGCUGCAGUUCCCACAAGGCCAGAUCUAUUCUCACAGCCAAUAGGAGUCUUGUAUUUUUUUUCAUAUUUUCUCUAAAAAUUAAGGUGUGUGUAAUUAAGUUUGGGUUUUUUAUUGUUGUUUAUUUUUUAUUUAAGGACCCCAGGGAGGAAAAAACAAUUAAACAGGGACCACUGGGGCCAGGCAUUGGGGGCCCUGGCUGCAGGGGAUGGUGGCUGCAUUGGGUGGGGCGGCUGUGCUGCUGGGCCCCUGCUUGUCUCCCUGGACUGAGGAUUCAGGAUCGGAAAAGUCAUGUCACUGGAUAUUUAUUUAGAAAUAAAAAUGCUGCCGAAUCCGAA
This is a messenger RNA of Marmota monax (woodchuck), 6270 nucleotides long. It is a transcript of the gene Slc9a8, whose product is annotated as solute carrier family 9 member A8. Bases 914 to 2482 code for a protein of 522 amino acids. The record is from RefSeq and is a predicted model, not a curated record. Gene Ontology annotation, biological process: regulation of pH; proton transmembrane transport; sodium ion transport. NCBI's taxonomy places the organism in Eukaryota, Metazoa, Chordata, Mammalia, Rodentia, Sciuridae. Gene Ontology annotation, molecular function: sodium:proton antiporter activity. Gene Ontology annotation, cellular component: membrane; Golgi apparatus. The transcript is spliced from 16 exons.